AUGGGUGAGCAACAGCUGAACCAGCCAGAGACCAGCGAGGGAGCGGGACUGCUUUAUUUUCAACGUCACCAAGGGCAGUGUGGCCCUUUGCCUGGGAUGGACAGCAGCCUCUCACACACACUUGGACUGGAGAGUGUCCCAGAGUCAAACUCUCCUGUCUCAUCCUGCUUCGAACCUGACCCCAUGGAGGCUGGCAGGCUGGAAAUGGGUGGACACAAAGGGUUGGAGCUGACUGGGAAUGCUGGCUGGGAUCACUCCGACAUCAGCACCCAAGUAACUGUGAAGCAAGAGCCCAGUGAUCCUAGGCUGGUGAGGGCAGCAAGUGGGCAUACUUAUGACCUCCUCGAACAGUGCGAGGAGCAGCUGCCAAAACGAGCGGAUGGGAAGUUGGACUCAUUCAACAAAGCCUUCGCGAACCGACACUCUCUGGGUCACAGCUCCAGCGUGACUGGCAACUACACACAGAACAUCACACUGCGGCAAAUGCUCUUGCAGAAAGCACCAGCAGAACGCUACCCUCAGCCCAGAGUGUCUCAGCACAUGCCAUGCAUGCCCACAAACCAGCAGCCCAAAGUCUUACUUCCGCAGUCGCUGCAUUAUAGCUACCCUCAGCUGCGGCGCAUGGCAGGGCUGCAGCAGCAGCAGCCUCCCACUGUCGGCCAGCAGAUGGUGCAUGAUAUCGUGCAGCAGCCCGCCAUCCAAAUGCAGCAACAUCAGCUCCACAAACCCUCAGGUGACACCAAACAGCAGAGUGACAGCCAGCACCAAAUGGGCCCCUACCACCAGGUACAGCAGCCAAGUCAUCAUCAGUUGUUGCAGCACAUGCAGAUUAGCAGGGAGCCUGUCCAUCCACACCAGUGUCAGCCAGGAAAGUUCGAGCAAUUCCACCACUCAUUCAAUGCACCUCCUCAAUUCCUGUAUGGUGAAAGACAACACUACAGGGUACAAGCGCAGCAGAGAGAGACCCUGACACACCAGCUCUACCAGCAGCCCAGCCACAGCUCACCAGUGCAGAGUCCUCAGCAGCUCAACAACUCUCCCUCCAUGCAGUACACAAUGGGCUGUUCAAGGCAGGAGCUGGAGAACGGCGAGCACUCCACAUGUGCAGAGUUUCAGGGUCCACUGAACAUGCCAGUUGUCAAGGAAGUGGGAUCACAGGCCUGCCCACCGGGCAUCUUCUGGCAGCAGGCUCACCAAAUUCCUCAGGCCUGUGCGAGAAUGUCAGACCAAAGGAAAGGGAUGGAAGAGAAGGCAGAUUCCCCAUAUUCUUUCACCUGUGGUUACUGCAAGGAACAAUUCCACAGCCUUUCAGCCCUACACAUUCACACAGGCAGUAAUGGAUGUAUGAGGACAUCUCACAGUGUCAGCCAGAAUGAUGGAGAGAAACUCUUAAGGGAUGGCAGUCACCUCUCCCCUCCCUUCACAGCUACUUCCAUGUCAGUGAAGACCGACAGAUGCAGGCAAGAUACCUUUCUGGCAGAGAAUCCAGGCUGCUUCCUGCCUGAACAGGACAUACCAACACUUAGCCGAAUAGCUGAUGUCUCAGCACAGGAGAAUUCUGAACCUCACAUUCCCAAGUACCAUCCUGCCAUCAUGUAUCGAAGCUAUCUCCGUUCAACAAGCACCAUCACUGAAGAGCAACAAAUGUCUUCCCCAGAGCCACCCCAUUACACACCACUGCCAAUGCUUAACCCUAACCGCAAGAGCUCAGGCCUGUUCUCCAAUCUCAGUACCACAGACACCAGCACCAAUUCCACACCAGCGCUGUUCACCUGCAGUCAGUUCAAUGGAUUUGAGUUUGUGCAUCAGAACUGCACAGCAACUGUGAACAAUCCUUUUCCCUGCGUAAAUAUUGGGCCUACUUUCCAGGCUGUGAUCCCUGACUUCAUGGAAUCUUCCCCAGGUGAACAGGACAUACACAAGGCAGAUUUGGUGUGGAAACCGUGGAAGGAAUUGAUGGAAAAUGAAAAAAUACAAGAGAAGGUGGAGGACCUGCUGAACAUGGCCUGUUCCAGUGUGCUGCCAGGUGGAGGACUGAACCGAGAGUUCACCCUACACUGUCUCUCUGAGUUAAAUGGAGACAUCAUGGCUACAUUGGAAAUGCUGCUACUGAACAAUGGGGCCCGUCCACCAUCCCAUCGACUGGCUGAUUACCAUUACACAGGAAGCAGUAACUGGACUCCUAGUGAACGCAGAGUUUUUAACAAAGCUUUCGGGGUGCACAGGAAAGACUUCCACAUGGUUCAGAAGAUGGUGAAAUCCAAACUGGUUACACAGUGUGUUGAGUAUUACUAUAACUUUAAGAAGAUCCUCAAAUUUAACAAGAAAUAUCGCCAUCGAGCAUCAGAUACAGAUGAUGAUUGGAACAAUAUCUUCAAACAAGACACUGACUGUGAGCAGCCAUUUACCAGUUCUCAAUCAAUACAGCAUGCUCACAGAGUGGAGAGAGAGGUUCCUUGCCCCACAGUCAUCGGCAACUUUCCCUGCAAACAAUGUGGCAAGAUGUUUUACAAAAUCAAGAGUCGAAACGCUCACAUGAAGAUCCACAGGCAACAGGAUGACUGGCAGCACCGGUCUCAAGAUACCCUUUAUUCUCCAGUCACGUACACAGGGGCAACGCUGGGCAAAUUGACUACCACUCCUCCUGCCUACCCCAGCUGGGACAAUAGGGAGAUCCAGGAGCAGCUGGAGGCCAUGUCGGAGGCUAUGACCUGUACGAGUCAACCCCCACUGUUUCACCAGGAUGUGAAACUGAACCUCGCCAAAGAAAAGUGCCAAAAUAUUUUCAUAUAACAAACUCAAAGAAAUGCAAUUCUUUGUAAUGCACUAACUGUGAAGACUUCAACCCCUCUGGGUCUUAAACACUUGUGUGUACAGACUCAGGCCAAGACUUGUGUUUAGCAUCAACAGAAACUGAGCCCCUUUUAGCAAAUCAACAUUUACAGAAUUGGGGCAAAGGAUUUUAUUCAUUAUUUUCUCACUGAUGCGUGACAUUGAGAUUUUUUAAUAAUGUAGCAUACACAAAUAUCUAUUUUAGUUAAUUCUGCCAUCCCCUCUUCUCAAUGGUUAGCACUGCUGCCUCACAGCACCAGGGACCUGGGUUCAAUUCGAGCCUUGGGCAACUGUCUGUGUGGAAUUUGCACAUUCUCCCUAUGUCUGUGUGGGUUUCCUCCGGGUACUCUGGUUUCCUCCCAUAUUCUGAAGAUGUGCAGGUUAGAUAAAUUGGCCAUGCUAAAUUACCCAUAGUGUUCAGGGAUG
Messenger RNA from Hemiscyllium ocellatum (epaulette shark), 3258 nucleotides. RefSeq names its product transcriptional-regulating factor 1-like. The record is from RefSeq and is a predicted model, not a curated record. Bases 1 to 2793 code for a protein of 930 amino acids. Gene Ontology annotation, biological process: negative regulation of DNA-templated transcription; regulation of transcription by RNA polymerase II. Lineage: Eukaryota; Metazoa; Chordata; Chondrichthyes; Orectolobiformes; Hemiscylliidae. The transcript is spliced from 14 exons. Gene Ontology annotation, cellular component: histone deacetylase complex; transcription regulator complex. Gene Ontology annotation, molecular function: transcription corepressor activity.